This is a messenger RNA of Peromyscus californicus insignis, 3418 nucleotides long. RefSeq names its product sphingolipid delta(4)-desaturase DES1-like. Gene Ontology annotation, molecular function: sphingolipid delta-4 desaturase activity. Gene Ontology annotation, cellular component: membrane. The coding region runs from base 1203 to 2174 and encodes 323 amino acids. The transcript is spliced from 3 exons. Lineage: Eukaryota; Metazoa; Chordata; Mammalia; Rodentia; Cricetidae. Gene Ontology annotation, biological process: ceramide biosynthetic process. The record is from RefSeq and is a predicted model, not a curated record.
UUUUCAAGAUAAGGUAGCCUCCAAUGUCCUAGAACUAGCUCUGUAGACCAGGCUGGCCUUGAACUCACUGAGAUCUGCCUGUUUAUGCCUCCCAAGUGCUGGGAUUAGAGACAUACACCACCACUGCCCAGUUCUCCAGUGAACUUUUUAGCACUAACUUCCUAACACCUCAUCUAUCUAAAUUAAAUGCCAAAUCAGUUUUCAAAAGUAUGCAUCUUUGCAUCUGAAUCUUAAUAAGACAAGCAUAUUGAAGUUGGUUAUACAUCUUUUAGACAGCCUUUAAUUCUUAGGCUACCCUUUGUUUAUGUUCCUUGAACCAUAAUUAUUGAAGAUCCCAGGUCAGUGUAGGGUAGUGCUCCCUAUGGAUGUCUCAGGCUGACAGCAUCUCUGUGUUCUCUGGGUGUGUGGUGUGGCAUGGGCAGUGUGUAGUUUGGUAUGUCCUUUUACUUGGAACUACGCUGCCUGUCCUUCUGUAACCCUAGUCCUAGUUAAUUGUUUGGACACAGAAGUGGUAGUUAUUUUAGAAAAAGAAUGUCCCCUCCUGAAGAUCUCCAUGACCUUUGUGAGAGAUGCUAGUUACAGAAAUGCAUGCAUUGGAAGGACAGAUUCCAUGUCAGCUUUCCCUCUCACAAAAAUCAUGUUUCCAUUUUGUUCAGUGGCUUUUCAGCGCCACACAGCCUGCGUUUUCCUUCUGGGCAGGAGAAGCUUUACAUUUAGAAGCCGACACACACGGUCUGCUGAUCAUUUACUUUGGAAACUAAAUACACAGCUUGGGCUGUUGCCACGUAUUAAAGCGGGGAUCCUCCUGACUUGGUGAAGUUGCAGCAACCCUUCAGGAUCCUCAGUUCCAGGAGGUUCUGUGCAACAGCCUUGUCUACUCAGAGACAUUUCCUUCCUUUUUCAUCUUGUCUGAGAAUGAGGGGCUGACACUGGACACCUGCAGGAGAGCAGGAGCUGAAUCCCACAGGUGAUCACAAGCCACAGAACCUCAUAGCUAACCACCUCUUCCUAGUCUGGCCCCAGAGCUAGGAGCCAGAGGGCUGUGACUGGGGAGAGUGGGCGGGGCAAGCUAGGCUCUGCCCCUCUGUUAUUUUACUCAGCCUUGCUCAGGCACCUGCACACCAGAGCUUGUAACAUCCUCUACCUCCUUUGCUUUCAGAGGUUGGACGUGGUGCAGAACCCAGAGAAGUCCAGGCCCAGCCAUGGGGAGCCGCGUUUCUCGGGAAGAUUUUGAGUGGGUCGACACGGAUGAACCACAUGCACAGAGGAGCAGAGAGAUUCUGGCAAAAUAUCCAGAGAUAAAAUCCUUGAUGAAACCUGACCCCAACCUCAUCUGGAUCAUAACUCUGAUGGUUCUCAUCCAGCUGGCUUCAUUUUACUUAGUGAAAGACCUAGAAUGGAAAUGGGUCAUAUUUUGGGCCUUUGUCUUUGGUAGCUCCAUAGACCACUCAAUGACUCUGGGGAUCCAUGAGAUUUCUCACAAUUUCCCAUUUGGCCACCACAGGUCGCUGUGGAACCGCUGGUUUGGAAUAUUUGCUAACCUCCCUAUUGGGGUUCCAUACUCGAUUUCUUAUAAAAUGUACCACAUGGAUCACCACCGAUACCUCGGAGCUGAUGGCAUUGAUGUGGACGCUCCUUCUCACUUUGAAGGCUGGUUCUUCUGCACCACUUUCAGGAAGCUGGCCUGGGUGGUUUUUCAGCCUUUGUUUAUUUUUCUUCGACCUUAUUUUGUCAACCCCAAACCAGUUACUUAUCUGGAAACUAUCAAUAAUGUGACCCAGAUCACUUUUAACAUUAUAAUUUACUAUGUUUUUGGAAUUAAAUCUUUAGUCUACAUGUUGGCAGCCUCCCUGCUUGGCCUGGGUUUGAACCCAAUUUCUGGGCAUUUUAUAGCUGACCAUUACAUGUUCUUAAAGGGGCAAGACACCAACUCAUAUUAUGGGCCUCUGAACUUUCUCAUGUUCAAUGCGGGCUACCAUAACGAACAUCAUGACUUCCCUAGUAUUCCUGGAAGCCGGCUUCCACAGGUGAGGAAAAUAGCAGCUGAAUACUACGAUAAACUCCCCCAUCACAACUCCUGGGGGAAAGUAUUGUAUGAUUUUGUGAUGGAUGACACAUUGAGUCCCUACUCCAGGGUGAAGAGGCUUCCAAAAGGGAAUGAGGUUCUGGAGUAAAUAUCACCAGAGCCAAAGAAAACCCUCUCCAAAGCUUUAUUAUUAUAAAUAAUAUGUGGAAAUCUCUCCCUAACCUGUCUCUCUCACCGGUAAUUUAACUUGGGGCAUCAUACAUGCGCAGCAAGAGCUCUGCCAAUGAGCUCUGUUCCCAGCCUGAUUUUUUGCCUGGUUAAACUUGGGAUCAGUGAUGGUCAGAAGCUGUCUUGCUACAAUUUAAACUCAGAUUUCUGUGAUAUCAAGAAUUCACUCUGGUUUUCAGUCGGCCUGACUGUUACAGUGCUCACCUCUGCUUACAGGGCAUUUGCUGAUUGAAUUAUAUCAUUCCUGGUGGUGUCUUCUUCUAUGCCUAUCACUUUGUAAGCACAUCAUGAAUUGCCUACCUUACUACAAGAUUUUUACCAUUAAAUUUUACUUUAAUGAAAAAGCUAACCAAUUGCACUGUCAAUCAAAUGCAUUUACUGUUUUUGUUGUUGUUGUUUUUGUAUUUCACUGUCUUUUCUCUAUGUUAUAUGGUUACACUAGUACUUGGGGAAACUUAACUAUAAAUUUCCUUCCCACGAAAAGGACUAGAAAGUCCCAGAGACCAUGGUGGUACAUACCCAUAGUCUUAAAUACGGUUCCAGGAAGGCUGGGAAGGAGAGUCACUUGGUACCCUCUUGGGUCUAUAUACUUGUACCUCAAGCAUUUUACCCACAGAGCCAUUUCCCCAGUCCUAUUACUUCCGUUUCCAAAGGCUCAGAGAGCAGUGCAUGCAUACCUUGGGAGAAUGACCAUUCUGCUUCAAUUGAACAACAUUUCCUUUCAAUAUACACAUUGGGAAGGGAAUGGUCUGUUCCUUAUCAAAAGAAAAAGGAAAAUGAGGAUCCAAAAUAUGAAGUAAAUUCUUUCAGGUUGGCCAGCUUCCUCUUAUAGUGGUGGGGAACCAGAACUGGAUCUAGUCACCCUUGUUCUAAGUUUAAGGCUUGUCUACUGUCUAUAAUGACACCCUUCAGUUAUAUAUCCACAAAGAGCCCCCUUGCUUGCAUAUGAAAGAAGGGGCUGGGAAGUGGUGUCUUUAGUUGGAAACUGGGUGUCUAAUGCUGAGACGAAUUUCAGUAAUUUGGAAGAAAAUCGUUCACAGUGAUGGCUGGUUCCUCCACUCUCCUGUCAUCCCACAAUCCAGGGGAUGCAGCAAGCUGUUUCUGCCUCCAGCUUGGACUUUCAGAAAUAAGGAAAGCCGAGAAAGAAAGAGAAGCCAGGCAUGG